This is a messenger RNA of Strongylocentrotus purpuratus (purple sea urchin), 651 nucleotides long. RefSeq lists its product as uncharacterized. Gene Ontology annotation, biological process: signal transduction. NCBI's taxonomy places the organism in Eukaryota, Metazoa, Echinodermata, Echinoidea, Camarodonta, Strongylocentrotidae. Gene Ontology annotation, molecular function: protein binding. Bases 7 to 651 code for a protein of 214 amino acids. The transcript has 4 exons. The record is from RefSeq and is a predicted model, not a curated record.
GAAGAAAUGAAGGAGUACAGGAAGCUCUAUCCGCCCCAGCCAAUGUUCGUAGAAUGGAGGUCUGGUGACAUCAAUAUCGAGUUGUUCGAUGGCUCAAAGGAAAAUAUGGAGAACAUUGACAAACAGAUACUAGGUGAAAGGGAUAUGUACCUCUUUGACAGUAAACAAUUCUCCUUUGAAGUGAAGCCACUCGAGUCGGAGGCAAGCCAAAGGUUCCUCGAAUUUACCUUGGAUCAAAGAAAGUCUUCUUCUUACCCUACCCUGAUUCGUUUCGACUUGAAAUAUGAUGCAACAACAAACGUGGACAUGACAACAGCGGCAGGAGCAGCAUCCUGUACCAUGGAUGCAGGAUCAGCAGGGGUGUCAACGCUAUCAGGUGCAUCGGAUGAACAGAAAGUGACAGAUGCGGAUAUCCUGAACCUAGCAAAGCUUCUACCACCUGAUCGGUGGAGCCAUCUCUAUGUUGCUCUUCGCAUCGAUUACAGCACAGCUGAAGGUAUCAGAAAGGAGUUUACAGACAAAACUGAGCAGUACAUACACCUCCUUCAAAAUUGGAAAGCUGCAUCAACUCGGACUAGAAAGGAUUUAAAUGCAAUCCUCGUUAAGGUAGAAUCAGGGGGACUUGUAGACAUGUACGUGGAUGAGGUGUAA